Messenger RNA from Petromyzon marinus (sea lamprey), 1526 nucleotides. It is a transcript of the gene SH3BP2, whose product is annotated as SH3 domain binding protein 2. Gene Ontology annotation, biological process: signal transduction. Lineage: Eukaryota; Metazoa; Chordata; Hyperoartia; Petromyzontiformes; Petromyzontidae. Gene Ontology annotation, molecular function: SH3 domain binding. The record is from RefSeq and is a predicted model, not a curated record.
GUGUGGGGGGCGUGGCCACGAUGUCAGCCGCCUGUCGUGAUUGGCCCUUGCCCAUGAGGUCAGUCGGAGCUCAGAGUAUCCUGACCAUGCCCGGCGGAGUGGCUCACUCGGGAUACCUUCACAAGAAGGGGGGGACGCAGGUCUCAUUCUUCGCCUGGCCCUUGCGCUACGUGGUGCUGCACGCUGGCUGCCUCUACUACUACAAGAGCAGCACAGCCACCAUACCACGUGGUUCCUUCUCACUGCGGGGAUACAACAGGGUGAUGAGGGCGCUACAGGAGACAUCGAUGGGCAACGUUUACCCCUUCAAGUUGGUCCAUCACAACGUGAGACACCGUACGUGGAUCUUCUCAGCCGCGAACGAGGGGGAGAGGAAGGUGUGGAUGUCUGCAAUCCGGAGUGAGAUUGAGAAUUACCUUCGACCCCAGUCCAGUAAUGAAAGGAGGAAUUCAAGCAGCAGUGACAAGUUCUAUGAGCAAGUGGAGAUGCCUCUCCCUCUCCUGGACUCCACGUGGAGUGGUGGAAGUCAAGAUGCUGAUGAGUACGAUGAGGAUAGUGGCGAUGAUGACGAUGAUGGUGACUACCUGCAACCCGAUGACUACCUCACUACUCACCUGGAGAGUGGGACAGGAGGUGGUCUUUCACCACAACCAAAACCACAACAACAACCACCACCACCACAACUGCUGUUGGCAUCAUCACCAUCACCAUCGCCUGCCAAUAAAUUCACCGCCACCACCGCCACCACCAAAAGACCAGCGCUGAUGCCACCAAAGCCACCACCGAAACCACCACCACAACAACCACAACAACAACAACAACCACAACAACAACAACCACAACAACACCACCACCACCAGGAGCUGGGCUACUUCAAGCGGCCUAUAGCAGGCACCGCUAUAGGCCCUCAGCAGAGAUCUCCUCCACUGCCCUGGGCAGCAGUAGCAGCAGCAGCAGCAGCAUCAACAACAACUACAACAACAACAGCAACAACAACAACAACAACCGCGAGGGGGAAAGCUCUCAUGCCAGCGGCAACAACAACAACCAUCACCACCACCAAAGCACCACCACGGCCGCUGUCAAGGCCGCAGCCAGAGGGUGAGAGCUUCCACAAGUUACAAAUCGAUAGUGACUCUGAUGACUACAUUCAGCCAGAGGACGCGAUGCCUUCAACCAUCUUUCUCGACACCACAUCAGGAGAUGAGGCCGAAUGGAGAAUGAAGAAUGCUGGACUCACACAUGGACUCUACUGCAUCAGGAACUCCGCUAGCAGUGAUCAACAGGUGCUCGUCGUGUGGGAUGGGGAGUGCAGAAAGUUGAGGAACUUCAAAAUCUUUCGAGCGGGCCCCCUCGUGUCUCUGGAUGUCAGCGAUGGGGCCCCCCACUUCAAGUUGCUCUCAGGGCUGCUGGACCACUACAGAGUGGCCCCCCUACCUCGCCAGAGCUCGCUCAGACUCACACAGCCCCUAGUAGUGUAGUGUGUAGUGUAUAGUGUAGUGUAGUAGUAUAGUGUAGUGUGUAGU